AGGAAACAGACCACAGAGCUGCAGUAAGAGGAGGAGCAACACUGGAAAGAGGAGAGAUACAACGUCACACUCCAGAAAUGAAAGUGAAGUUUGUCAGAGUGUCAGCCACGCUGCAGUAGAGACAAGACUCUGUUUCUCUCUGAAAGAAAACUCAAACUGACUUCAUCAGGUCUUUCUCAACAACACAGCAGAGUCUCUGCCAAACACUGAUAUGGCUUCUGCAAACUAUCUGUCAUCUGAAGAUCAGUUUCUGUGCUCCAUCUGUCUGGAUGUGUUCACUGAUCCUGUCGCCAUAUCAUGUGGACACAGCUUCUGCAAAAACUGUAUCACUGAACACUGGAAUACUAAUGACCAGUACCUCUGUCCAAUGUGUAAAAAGGUUUUCAACACAAAACCUGAGCUGCACGUCAACACUUUCAUCUCUGAGAUGGUCGCUCAGUUCAGACAGUCAGCUCAACAGAAAGCCAGCAGCAGCAGCUCAGAGCAACAAGUGUCCAAACCAGGAGAAGUUCCCUGUGACAUCUGCACUGGAACCAAACUGAAGGCUGAGCUGGGGAAGACAGGGGCUGAAAUUCAGCAGAUGAUCCAGAAGAGACGACUGAAGAUUCAGGAGAUCAAACACUCAGUCGACCUCAGUGAGGAAGAUGCAGACAGAGAGAUAGCAGAAGGUGUUCAGGUCUUCACUUCUCUGAAGGAGUCUGUUGAGAGAGGCCUGAAUGAGCUCAUCAACACGAUCAAAGAGAAGCAGAAAACAACAGAAAAACAGGCCGAAGCUUUCAUCAAAGAGCUGGAACAGGAAAUCUCUGAGCUGAUGAAGAGGAGCACUGAGGUGGAGCAGGUGUUACGCUCUGAAGACCACCUCCAUCUUCUCCAGAGUGUCCAGUCCCUAAACCUCCAACAACCUCCACCCACCAAGGACUGGACGCAGGUCAGCGUCCGUCCAUCAUCAUAUGAGGGGACUGUGGUGAAAGCUGUGGUUCAGCUGGAGGAGACACUCAGUAAAGAGAUGAAGAUGUGGCUCGCUGAGUCUGAGCUGAAGAGGGUCCAGCAGUAUGCAGUGGAUGUGACUCUUGAUCCUGAUACAGCACAUCCUAAACUCAUCCUGUCUGAUGAUGGGAAACAAGUGAAUCUUGGUGAUGUGAGUAAGAAUCUCCAAGACAACCAAAAGAGAUUUUCUGAGUGUGCUAGUGUUUUAGGAAAACAGAGUUUCUCUUCAAGCAGAUUUUAUUUUGAGGUUCAAGUUAAAGGAAAGACUGAAUGGACUUUAGGAGUGGCCAGAGAGUCGAUCAACAGGAAGGUAGAAAUCACACUGAACCCCCCAUCUCACUCCUCUCUCUCAAUCCACUCUCUCCCUUCCCACUAUUCCUUCAACUCUCGCACUCCCCGUGUCUUAUACCCCUCUCCCUCCCCUCAGUAUGGUUACUCAAACAACAGGAAGAAAGCAGUCCCACUGAGCCCUCAGAAUGGUUACUGGACUAUAGUGUUGAGAAAUGGAUAUGAGUAUAAAGCUGGUGCUGACCCUCCAGUCCUUCUCUCUCUGAAGUCUCCUCCUCAGAAGGUGGGGGUGUUUGGGGAUUAUGAGGAGGGUCUGGUCUCCUUUUAUGAUGUAGAUGCUGCAGCUCUUAUCUACUCCUUUACUGGCUGCUCCUUCACUGAGAAACUCUUCUCAUUCUUCAAUCCCAGUGACAAUGACGAUUCUGUCCCUCUGAUCAUCUCUCCUGUUAGCAGGGCCUGCUCUAGCCCUUUGGUUGCCCUAGACGAGUUUGAGUUUUGCGAUUGAGUUUUUUGAACGACA
Molecule: messenger RNA, 1795 nt
Organism: Sander lucioperca (pikeperch)
Lineage: Eukaryota; Metazoa; Chordata; Actinopteri; Perciformes; Percidae
Product: E3 ubiquitin-protein ligase TRIM21-like
Exons: 3
Coding region: 212-1780 (522 amino acids)
Molecular function (GO): protein binding
Source: RefSeq, a predicted model, not a curated record